UCCGCCCGCAGGUUAGCGGCGGCGGUGGCGGCGGCGCAGAAGGCUGGGCCUUUGCGCCGCGGGGCCGACGGACGCACCGGCGGGUCUCUGGGAGCCAUGGAGCGUGGUCCCGGGGCCGGGGAGCGCGGGCCCGGGUGGGUUACCCACUGCACAACGUGGAGACCUGUGGCUGUGAGGCUCCUGGGGGCUUUUCUUGGACCACGAUGGGGCUGGGCUGCAGCCUCCUAACAGGGCUCUUGUCUAGGGCAGUAGCCCAGGAGGCACCCUCCCCACUGCCCCCUCCUCGGAGCACCCCUGCGUCUUCUCUGCUGAGCCAGGCCAGGUGGCAUUGUUGGUGGGCUUCCCAAAGGAGGCCCCGCUUGGGGCCUGGCACCCGCCAUGAACGGCCUGUCGGUGAGUGAACUCUGCUGCCUCUUCUGCUGCCCACCGUGCCCUGGCCGCAUCGCUGCCAAGCUCGCCUUCCUGCCACCGGAGCCCACCUACUCGCUGGUACCUGAGCCUGAGCCAGGGCCUGGUGGGGCUGGGGCUGCCCCUUCCGGGUCCCUGCGGACUUCCGCUGGCACCCCAGGGCGCUGGAAGAUCCACCUGACUGAGCGUGCUGACUUCCAGUACAGCCAGCGGGAGCUUGAUACCAUUGAGGUCUUCUUGACCAAGAGUGCCCGUGGCAACCGCAUCUCCUGCAUGUACGUGCGCUGCGUGCCCGGUGCCAGGUACACGGUGCUCUUUUCUCAUGGCAAUGCAGUGGAUCUGGGUCAGAUGAGCAGCUUCUACAUUGGCCUGGGGACCCGCAUCAGCUGUAAUGUCUUCUCCUAUGACUACUCCGGCUACGGUGUGAGCUCAGGCCGGCCCUCUGAGAAGAAUCUCUAUGCAGACAUAGAUGCUGCCUGGCAGGCACUGCGUACCAGGUAUGGCAUCAGCCCAGAUAGCAUCAUCCUGUACGGGCAGAGCAUUGGUACGGUGCCCACAGUGGACCUAGCCUCACGCUAUGAGUGUGCUGCCGUGGUUCUGCACUCGCCGCUCACGUCGGGCAUGCGUGUCGCCUUUCCGGACACCAAGAAGACCUACUGCUUCGAUGCAUUCCCCAACAUCGAGAAGGUGUCCAAGAUCACUUCACCUGUGCUCAUCAUCCACGGCACGGAGGAUGAGGUGAUCGACUUCUCACAUGGGCUAGCGCUAUAUGAGCGCUGCCCCAAGGCUGUGGAGCCACUGUGGGUGGAGGGUGCUGGACACAACGACAUUGAGCUUUAUAGCCAGUACCUAGAGCGCCUGCGCCGCUUCAUCUCCCAGGAGCUGCCCAGCCAGUGUGCCUAGUCCACCGACUCGGCACCGCAUGACCUGCUCCGCCCCACCAGGACCUCAGCAAUAAGGUGGCUGCAGGACUCGUCCCCUGCCACAGCCCUGGGGGCUGCAUGUGGACCCUCUGGUUGCCCAGGCCCCCCAAGCAGUGGGCAGGUGGCCCGGACCCUGCCCCGGCCCAGGGGCCACGGACCAAUGUACAGGUGACAGAGCUAUGUUCUCUUUUCCUUAUGGAAACAAAAAGAAGACGUGAAAACAAAAAUUAAAGGUUUAAGAUUUUAGGGC
Molecule: messenger RNA, 1581 nt
Organism: Dipodomys ordii (Ord's kangaroo rat)
Lineage: Eukaryota; Metazoa; Chordata; Mammalia; Rodentia; Heteromyidae
Gene: Abhd17a
Product: abhydrolase domain containing 17A
Exons: 5
Coding region: 379-1311 (310 amino acids)
Biological process (GO): protein depalmitoylation
Cellular component (GO): plasma membrane; endosome membrane
Molecular function (GO): palmitoyl-(protein) hydrolase activity
Source: RefSeq, a predicted model, not a curated record